UGUAAACCGCGCUUAACGUCCGAUUUGACGUUUGUGACAUUAACCUCCAUUUCCAAUUGUCAUGUUCAUAUACACACAAUUUUUCGUAUUAUUUCAACCGUUUUGAUUUUUCCCAACCAAAUCGCCAGUGUCAUCACAUGAAUUAAACCUACGAUAAGUUUAUUCCGAAACACUAUGAAAUAUAUCAGUUGAUCGACGAUGUACGGGUGGGGAAGCACCAUACACGGCGAAUUGGGCCUGGGUGGCGUCGAAGAGGAGCACGUCCUGGCCCCCACGAACCUCGACUGGUAUCUGGCCAACAAAGUGAUCGAGGCCGCCUUGGGCGACAACCACACUCUACUGCUCACCAGCGACGGCAAAGUCUUCUCCUGCGGCAACAAUGACUACGGGCAAUUGGGCCACGACCAACCGAGGAAGAGGCCACGUAUGUCUUUGUUUAAGGCCGUAACGGGCUUGGAGGCCCACCAGAUCAUCCGGGUGGCGUGCGGCUCGAUGCACUCGAUGGCCUUGAACCAAUGGGGUCAGGUGUUCUCGUGGGGCUCCGAUUACCACGGGCAACUCGGCCAGAGCAUCGGCGAAGACAUCUCCAACGCCCCGAAGAUAAUCAAAGCACUGGCUGCCUAUCACGUGGUGCAAAUCUGCUGCGGACAGAGGCAUUCCGUUGCUCUGGCUAACAAUGGUGAUAUCUUGGCUUGGGGAGCGAACAAUUUCGGACAGCUCGGUUUAGGCGUCAGUUCGCAAACGGAACCCGUCCCGAAGGUCCUAACCUCAUUAAAAGGCAUUCCGUUCUCUUUUAUCGCCUGCGGGGCCAAUCACACGUUCGCCAUAUCGAAAUCCGGAGCCGUUUACGGAUGGGGUAAGAAUACGAGAGGCCAAUUGGGCCUGAACGACAACGAGAACAAGAUAUUCCCGACGCAAUUGAGGACGUUGCGCAACAUCAAAGUGAGGUACAUCGCUUGCGGCGAGGAAUUUUCGAUGUUUUUGACAUUGGACGGGGGCGUUUUGACUUGCGGCGCCGGAAUGUACGGCCAAUUGGGGCACGGUACAACCAGCAAUGAGAUUUUACCUAGACAAAUAAUCGAACUGAUGGGCUCGACCAUCACCCAAAUAGCCUGCGGCAGACAGCACUCGUUGGCUUUGGUGCCUUCGCGCGGCCGCGUCUACAGCUUCGGCAUCGGCGGCGCCGGCCAAUUGGGCCUGCGCAAACCGGCGAGCGCCGCGACGCCCCAGGUCGUGCUCGGUCCGUGGGUGUCGCCCAGCGGCAUAUCGCUCAUACCGACCGCCAGCGACGUCAAGAACUUGAUCAUUCAAAGGGUGUUCGCCGGCGGCGACCAUUGCUUCGUGACUGUGAUAAAAAAGGACCUCAACGUGCCUCUGUUCGAUUGUCGAGAGAUCGAUACCAGAACGCAAAUACUGACGAUGAGCAAGGACUACGCCAAAACGUUGUUGCGCAUCUCGCCGAAAUCGAAAGUCGACCAGGACGUGUGGAACUUCUUGGAGACGGUGUUCAAGAGCCUGGCCUGUUUGAACGGUUCGUUUCUCUUACCCGACGACGAGCACUACUAUUGCACCAGCAAACAUCACGGCGUCGACGUCGCGACGACCGACGCCGCCUUUUCGUCGAUCGGCAAAAUCGAGAACAAGAGCAUCAAGGAGUUGAUAUGGAAUUGCGUGGUGGACGAUCUGUUGCCACAUUUGUCCAGAUCGCCUCCGGACGUCGAGGCGCUGAGGAUCUAUCUCACGUUGCCCCUUUACCAUGAAUUUAACAAUCCCAAGCAGUACGCCAGGUUGCAGAAACCUUUCGCCAGCGCUGUACUGAACCUGAAGAAACCCGCCAGUAAGGUAGUCUCCGGCUGGUGGAGCUCGACGAGUUGCGAUUACUUCGAGAGGCUCGUCAACGUGUUCAAAUCGGUGGCCAGUUACAUAUUAAGGAAUCAGAACAUACCCCAAGGAAGGAUAGCCUUUUACGAUGCUAGUCUAGUGGCCAUGUUGGAUUUGCUGGCGUUUUUGAACAAGAUCAAUCACAGCGUUGAAGGGUUGAAAGUGCCUUACGAUACCUUCCACAUGAACGAUCUAUCGGACUAUUUGGACGUUCGCUUGGACUACGUCUAUUGGUUGUCUGAUCACGGGACGGGCAGGUUGUUCCUGUGCAACUAUCCCUUCGUAUUCGACGCCAAUGCCAAGGUUCAAUUGCUGGAAACCGAUCAAGCUUUACAGAUGCAAAAAGCCAUGAACGACGCCGCCCAACGGGCCAUGGUGGCCAUGCUAUUUUCGCCGCAGGACUACCAUUCGAUCAACAGCUUCCUCAUGUUGAACAUCACCCGAGAACGCAUCGUCGACGACGCCCUCAGAGAACUGAGCCACGUCGAUCCGGCCGAUCUGAAGAAACCGCUCCGCGUGAAAUUCGCCGGCGAAGAGGCCGAAGACGCCGGCGGCGUCACCAAAGAAUUCUUCUUGCUGUUGCUGCGCGAGAUUUUGGAUCCGAAGUACGGCAUGUUCCAGGAGUACGAGGAGACGCGCGCCAUUUGGUUCUCGGAGACGUGCUUCGAGGAUAAUUCCGUGUAUUUUCUCAUCGGAAUGAUCCUCGGCCUGGCCAUCUACAAUUUCACCAUCAUCGACAUACCGUUCCCGUUGGCCCUCUACAAAAAGCUGCUGGGCGAGCCGGUGUCGUUGGGCGAUCUGAAGGGCCUCUCGCCGGCCGUCGCGAAUUCCCUGCAGAGCCUGCUCGACUACGAAGCGGCCGACAUGCAGGAGGUGUUCUCGCUGUGCUUCGAUCUCACGCGCAGCUCCUUCGGCGAAACCACCACCGUACCGUUGAAACCGAACGGUUCCGACGUGCCCGUCACGCAGGAGAACAAACAGGAGUACGUGGAUUUGUACGUGAAUUACAUAUUUAACGAGAGCGUAGCGCUUCAAUAUCAGGCCUUCCACGCCGGUUUUAUGAAAGUGUGCGGGGGCAGGGUGUUGCAAUUGUUCCAUUCGCACGAAUUGAUGGCCGUCGUCAUUGGUAACGAGAAUUACGAUUGGCACGCGCUAGAAGAAGUGGCCGAAUACAAGAACGGGUACACGUCUUCUGAUCAAACGAUCAGGUACUUCUGGGAGGUGAUUCACGAGAUGCCUUUGGCCGAUAAGAAGAAGUUUUUGUUGUUCCUGACGGGUAGUUACCGGAUUCCUAUACAGGGUAUGAAGGGUAUUAAGAUAUAUAUUCAGCCGACAAACGACGAAAAAUUCCUGCCGGUUGCUCAUACUUGUUUCAAUUUGUUGGACUUGCCUAGGUAUAGAACGAAAGAACGGCUUAAAUAUAAAUUGAUGCAAGCUAUUCAACAGACCGAAGGGUUUCAUCUCGUUUAAGUUUAUUAACAUUUUUUACUAAUUGCUAUUUUGGAUUGUUAAUUUUAUAUGAAUACAGAUAGAACUUCAAAAAUUAAUUAUCGGUCUGUUUCGAUUGGUGGUUAUACUUCUUAUUUCUCGUUGGAGUUUUCAAAAAUAUCAAAGUUAUUUUGCUUUGCGUGUUCUUUUUAUACGUUUCUAUUUUUUUUUAUAUACAAAAAUUAUCGAGAGGUGUAUAGUUGGUAUAGUUCUUAACUCGAUUAUUGUUACGACUAUCAUGAAUAUACAGGGAGUCCCAAUAAAAAGUAGCCCCUUUAGUGAGCUAAUAAUUUCUAGCCCAUUAAAGGGGCUACUUUUCAUUGGGACACCCUGUGUUAUGACUAGUUUUGUUUCGAAGAGAAUCACUUGUAUACUAUAAAUUUAUAUUAAAAAAAAAUGUUGAUAUUAA
Molecule: messenger RNA, 3778 nt
Organism: Phyllotreta striolata
Lineage: Eukaryota; Metazoa; Arthropoda; Insecta; Coleoptera; Chrysomelidae
Source: the annotation of a GenBank genome assembly